UAUUUUUAUUGGGAGGGGGACACAUGGUAGGUUGGAGGGUGUUAAGCGGUAUAUUUCCAACAUGGUGAGGGGGCAGUGCAGCAAGAUGUAAGCUUGCUUUUCAUUGGCUAAUACGACGACAACAUGACAGAAUGUGAUGACAUCAUUGUCUCCUCCCGAGUCUUCCAGGAAUUCUCUCUCCUCCCCUUUCCCACCUGCCCUUCCCUCCGGUGAGCUGCUUGGCACAUAAAUAGCAAGCAGUCCAGAUGGCCUGCAGUCAGGUGUUGCAGACCACUCAUCGCAGGGGGAUCAACUCUGACCACAAAUGAACAUGUUCACAGUGUUUUCCUGUUGCGCACUCUUGGCUGUCUUGGCCACGAGGGGAAGUCACUCUGCGCCGUCUGUCGCUGAUGUUGAUGGUUACAUCACAUGUAAUCGAACCAUUACGGAGAGUACAUGUAAAGAAAGAGGACCCUUCAGACGACGACUGCUGUUGCCAAGACGACGACACAUCAUGCAAAUCGUAUAGAAAAAGCACUCACGUCUGUAUGUUCGGGAACAUCAAAGCCCUGAAUACAAAGAAAAACAGAAAGCAGGAGGAAAAUCGCUUUGGGGUUUGUGGAAGCCGAACCUUCCUGCGGAAUUACAUGUUCUGCAACUCGUCGACAGGGGAGGUCGUUCUGUUUAAGGACCCAGAAUUUCGAAGCCAAAAGCUGUGUAAGAACCAGUUGCCAAGAGGUCCUGACACAGGUCCUGCCAUCAGACUUCACAACAAAGAGGUGCACAUUCAAGGCCGGGUGAACUUGAUGCGGGUGGACAUGUCGGCUACAUUUCUCUUCAUCGACCUGCUGCCUUUCAGCAUCACGAACCUGACGGGAGGGCUACCUCCAUCCUCUCAACUCACAGGCCAGAUGGGUUUGCAGGUCAAGGUGCAUCUUCCCGCUGCUGGAGACUGUAUGACUUUACAUGAUGUGAAGAAUUACAUGCAGGACAAGACUCUGGACAUCUGGGUAAGCACCCCACAUGCCCGUUUCUUCAAAGCAAAAAAGCAUUGGAUCUUGACGAUUCCAGAGGAAAGCUCUCAUCACUGGAUGAUGAUUUCCCAGCGUGCAUUUCAGUAACACAUCAUCACCACCUUUACAUGACCAUGACCAUGACCAUGAACCACUACAUAUUCUAUUUUUCUGUCUGUUAUCAUGACCAGUUGUGUUACAGCUUGUUAAUGUACUUUUCCUAAAUAUUAUUUCAUAUGUGUACUAUGACCAGGACGAAUUGUAAAUAUACUUUCUAAAAAUAGUCUUUUAGAGAUAUGAGAUGAAUGUCGUUUGUCUGGAUGAAUAUUUAUUUUGCUCAUUUUAACACCAAAACGUGCAUUUAUAUGAACUGUCUUGUUCCUGGCAGCCACCCAUCCCCCGUUUUACUAAGCUUUAAUAUAAACAUUUGUCUUUUCAAGCACCCUGAUAAAUUCAUUAUUUUGAUGCAAAGCCAUGACGAUUAUGGGCAGAUAUUUUUGUAUAUUUUUGCACAAUUUACAUAUCUUUAAAACUGGUUUCUAUGGUCCCGCAUUAAUUGCUGUAUUAUUGCCAUAUCUAAUCCUUCACCAGUCACUUCCCAACAUAGAUUCUGCGCUUUAUAAAUCAAGAAGAAAAAAUAGAAUACGAAGACGACGACGGCGACAACAAUGAUGGGCUUCACCUGCAAAAUUUUAAGGAAUUAUGUAUUACUUUAUUAAUGCUUUUUGUCAUCCUGCCUAUCGACCAUUGGUGACUUCCUAUUCUCUCAACUUUUACACCUGCAAGAUAGUCCAUCAAAAAUUUGUUAUCUUUAAAUGAUACCGAAAUGAACAAGAUUGGAAUGUAAAAAUGUUCUCAAAGACAUGAUUACUAAUUAUCAUUAUUAUUAAAUGGUAAUUAGGCAUGUGUGAAUAUUCUCAGGAUACACAUCUGUCAGAAUAAUGUGUACAAAUUGCUCACUUGUGUCCAAAUAGUAAUUUAUUGUGUUUUAUAGACAUGAGCUCAUCUUCAUAUUUCACACACCACGGAGCGCAGUCCAUUUAUGUCAUAAUAUCAGUAACAUGAACAACCAACGGAUAAGAAAAAUCAGUCGCAGUAUUUUUCGACAAGGUUUGAGGAAGUCAGGGCAAAUGUAAGAGGAACUAUAUUUCUAGCAGCGCCGUGGUGCUGUGCACGGGUCAAAGGUAAGAGGUCGGGGACGACAAACAUUGGAUGGAGCAGCGCACGACUCUGGUUUAAAGACCUACUAAGGUGCAAAUUUUCUUCUAAUGAUUAUUGAAAAAUAUUUUUCCAUAUUCAAGUGAAUUAUGAAUACAAAUUGAUAGGUUUAUAUCUCAAUAAUCUAAGGGGCUAUUCACCCAAAUACUAGUCCGAAUUUACCCAGUCAUUAGACAAAUUUCGCCGCCAGAUCUUUAAGUCGUUAAACCACUAAUUGCCAUUGGUACGCAUUUCUUAACGAGAAUUUUUUUUCUUGUUUGUUUACAUUGGUUUGUAAAUGUUAUUGGAGGCCAGAGUUGACAGCAUCUUGUUUUAUGUCAACUGCCUCAUGCUGUUUAGACUGUAAUUUAUUGCAGCUGUAGUAAAGUGUUUAAAUACAAA
Messenger RNA from Pomacea canaliculata, 2591 nucleotides. RefSeq lists its product as uncharacterized. The record is from RefSeq and is a predicted model, not a curated record. The transcript has 3 exons. Lineage: Eukaryota; Metazoa; Mollusca; Gastropoda; Architaenioglossa; Ampullariidae. The coding region runs from base 390 to 1100 and encodes 236 amino acids.